Molecule: messenger RNA, 652 nt
Organism: Danaus plexippus (monarch butterfly)
Lineage: Eukaryota; Metazoa; Arthropoda; Insecta; Lepidoptera; Nymphalidae
Product: bolA-like protein DDB_G0274169
Exons: 2
Coding region: 114-575 (153 amino acids)
Cellular component (GO): mitochondrion
Source: RefSeq, a predicted model, not a curated record
UAGGCUUCUGAACAAGUCAGCUGUUGUUAUAUGUGUCAAAUCGUAAAGAAAAAUAAUGUUAGAAAAGAAAAAAACACUUCAAUUCUAACAUUUAAUAUAAUAUCAUACGUUACAUGACUUGUCUGGACAGUCAACACGAAAGCAAACAAUAUACUUAUUUAUCACGUCUGCUUUUAGUACUAUUAUUUAUUUUGCAUAUGUAUAAUUGGUAUUAUUCCCUGGGGAGCUCCUUUUAUUCAAGAACAAUGUGUACUGCAUCGGGUGUGAUAGCGAAUUCCAUAAGACAAAAAUUACAUACAGCUUUGCAAACAAAGCAUUUAGAAGUUUUAAAUGAGUCUUAUAUGCACAAUGUUCCAAAAGGUGCUGAAACUCACUUUAAAGUAGUGGUUGUUUCGGAACAAUUUGAAGGACUUGCUUUGCUUAAGAGACACCGACUCGUAAAUGAUAUACUUAAAGAAGAACUUCAGAAUGGAGUCCAUGCCUUAUCUAUUGUGGCUAAAACUCCUCAACAGUGGGAUUCUAGCGAUAAGGUCGUAGAAAGUAGUCCUAAUUGCCGAGGAGGCUUUGGAAAAUGAAACAUCAAAUAUUUUAUUUAAAUAAUAAAAAAAAAAUUAGUCUUAUUUAUUUAUUAGAAUAAAUUUUAAUCCUACCA